AUGCCACUGAAAAACUUCCAAUAUAGGGAAGACGAGGAUGGCGAGCUGCCACCGCUAGUUACUGGGUUGGAGGAAAACAUACAGGAGCUUUUGUCAGAACUUAAGCCCGAUGGAGGGUUGAAUAUAGUAAAUGAACGCAAGAUAGAACAAGCGAAUAAGCAGCAUCAAGGGGCUGGAAGUCAGAAGAAGAUACCAGUAACCGUUAUUACGGGCUACCUGGGUUCAGGCAAAUCUACGCUGCUGGAGGAGAUAACAAAGCGAGGGUCUGACAUGAGGAUAGCAGUGAUAUUGAAUGAAUUCGGUGAUUCGUCCGAGAUUGAAAAGUCCCUAACAAUCAAAAACAACGGGAAGGCGUACGAGGAAUGGCUGGACCUGGGUAAUGGGUGCCUAUGUUGCAGUCUGAAGGACGUAGGGGUGAAGGCCAUCGAGGCGAUGGUUUCGCGGUCGCCAGGUAAAAUCGACUACAUCAUACUUGAGACAAGCGGGAUAGCGGACCCAGUGCCGAUCGUGAAGAUGUUCUGGCAGGAUGAGGGUCUCAAUAGCUGCAUCUACAUUGAUGGGAUUGUGACGGUGCUGGACGCAGAGCAUGUGAUGACAUGGCUCGACGAGGUGGCCCCUCCGCGCCAAUGGCGCGGCGACCAGGUGCUGAUGGAAAACCAGAUGACCGUGGCGCAUCUGCAGCUGGCCAUGGCGGACGCGGUGGUGCUGAAUAAAAUCGACCGGCUGGAAGGCCUUGAUGACGAAAUCGCUGUGGUGGAGGAAAAAGUGCGUAGCAUUAAUGCAGUCGCGCCCAUCUAUCGGACCAAGUUCGGCGAUCUGGAGAUAAACAAGGUACUGAAUCUCCAUGCUUUUGGUGCCUCUGACAUUCCCGAUGCCCACGUGGCUUACCAUGAUCCGCGGCUGUCCACGGUCACCUUGACCUGCCGGCCGCUGCGCGACAAGGCUGAGCUCGAGUGGUUCGAAGAACACUUUCUACAAGCUCUUCUUUGGAAGGACUUCGGCCGGGGUGAGCUGACACAGGGGCAGGAGUUCGAGAUUCACCGCACCAAAGCCCUGCUCUUGGUCGGAUCAGAAUUCAAGAUAGUACAGGGUGUGCGCGACACCUACGAAGUCUUGCGGGGCGAACCCGUACCCGGUGUGAAACAGUGCAAACUAGUCUUCAUUGGCGUGCACCUGGACAAGCAAUAUAUUCAGGGCAUUAUGGAAUCAGCGCUCAAUGCACGUAUAGAGUAG
Eremothecium gossypii ATCC 10895 is the source of this 1233-nucleotide messenger RNA. It is a transcript of the gene ZNG1, whose product is annotated as GTP-dependent zinc transferase. Gene Ontology annotation, cellular component: cytoplasm. The coding region runs from base 1 to 1233 and encodes 410 amino acids. The record is from RefSeq and is marked provisional. NCBI's taxonomy places the organism in Eukaryota, Fungi, Ascomycota, Saccharomycetes, Saccharomycetales, Saccharomycetaceae. The transcript has a single exon.